GGCUACCCAUAUGGAUCAUAUGGACUGUUCGCGUAACCUCCUUCGACUUUCGUUCUCGAAUUUUGCCGGUAACAUAGUUCACAUGCGAUAAAUAAUAAAUUUAAAUUAUUAGAAUAUAUUUCGUAAAUCCAAACAAUUGGCAAGUAUUUAAAUACACGAAUUGAAGGAGAUCAAAUGUCAUGAUCUUCUGAUAUCGAAAUGUUGAUUGCACGUCGUGAAAUUCAGAGUUUCGUGGCUAACUUCACGAGGUAACUUCCUUCAGUUUGUUUCCCGCGAAUUGUUUCAGGUGACUUCUUGUCGGAAUAUAUUAUCCUGAUACUUGGACAAUUUUUUCAAGAGCAAAAGACUCGUGGAUCCCGUCAGUGAAUAGCAGUAGACAGAUAAAUGUAACGAGUCGAUGAAAUUAAUCGAUGAAUAGAACUGUUGCUAUAGAUCUGUAUAUAUGAUAGUAAAUAAUUAAGGAUGUAAUAAUGGCUACGGAUGCUGUAUAUAAUUACAUGAAGGCAGAAAAUAAACCUCACAACUUGAAUGAUAUACUUGCAAAUGUAGAUAACAAGUAUGGCAAAACUGUAAUUCAAAAAGCUGUUGAUAAACUGGUGGCAGAUAAUAAGCUGUUUGAAAAAAUUUAUAGCAAACAGAAAAUCUACUGCGUUGUUCAAGAUUCAACAUGUAACACCGAUGAGUCAUUAAGGAUUGAGAAAGAAGCACAAUGUCGUGAGAAAGAGAACAGAUAUAAAGAGAUUUUAAAAGAGACAAAAGAACUGGAAGGUAUUUUGUCUUCUCUGAAGUCAAGUUUGACAUUAGAAGAUGCACAAAAAGAAAAGGUUACUUUACAGCAAGAUAUAAAACAGUUAACACGUAAACUAGAUGAAUUGAUGGAAAGCAGCAAUACUGUAGACUUACACGAUCACUCAGUAUCUAAACGAAAGGCACAAGACACUCUGGACGAAAACACACGUACAUAUUUGAAAAGAAAAAAGAUAGUCACUGAGAUACUAGAUUGCAUUUUGGAUAAUUAUCCUGGUAGCAAAGAUAAACUGUAUGAUGAAAUAGGCAUAGAUUCAACAACUUAAUAAGUCAAAGACAAGAGUUAUUAAUUUCUACAGUUAAUAUUUUGUAUUAAUCAUUUUUCUAUAUUUUAUUACAUUUUCUUAUAUAAGACAUAAUAGAUAAUGCAUGGAAACUAUUACAAGAGUAUUUUUAUGUUAAAAAGUUAAAAAUUUUUUGAAGUGCCAAGUCAAAUGUUAAGUACUUAUUCUUUUUCAUGUGUUUAAACAUUUGAAAAAGUGAAUAUUAUUUAUUUAUGUUAGAG
Molecule: messenger RNA, 1312 nt
Organism: Nylanderia fulva
Lineage: Eukaryota; Metazoa; Arthropoda; Insecta; Hymenoptera; Formicidae
Product: homologous-pairing protein 2 homolog
Biological process (GO): meiotic joint molecule formation; homologous chromosome pairing at meiosis; meiotic strand invasion involved in reciprocal meiotic recombination
Cellular component (GO): DNA recombinase auxiliary factor complex; condensed nuclear chromosome
Molecular function (GO): double-stranded DNA binding; recombinase activator activity
Source: RefSeq, a predicted model, not a curated record